This is a messenger RNA of Apis mellifera (honey bee), 3429 nucleotides long. It is a transcript of the gene Smurf, whose product is annotated as E3 ubiquitin-protein ligase SMURF2. The transcript has 13 exons. Gene Ontology annotation, molecular function: ubiquitin protein ligase activity; protein binding. Bases 113 to 2830 code for a protein of 905 amino acids. The record is from RefSeq and is a predicted model, not a curated record. NCBI's taxonomy places the organism in Eukaryota, Metazoa, Arthropoda, Insecta, Hymenoptera, Apidae. Gene Ontology annotation, biological process: negative regulation of BMP signaling pathway; ubiquitin-dependent protein catabolic process.
AUCGAUUGUGCAUAGUUGCGUGUGUGCAGAUUGCACCGCCGCUUCGAGCAGCAGUUUUAUUUACUAAUUAGAGUGCCGAUGUUCGGUAGAAAGCGUUAAAUGUGCGUGGAAAAUGUCGAAUCCGGGCGGUAGCAAGAGGAACGGGGCCAUGAAGAUUCGUUUGACGAUUUUAUGUGCCCGUAAUCUUGCCAGAAAAGAUCUAUUUCGCCUACCGGAUCCUUUUGCUAAAAUAACUGUUGAUGGUUCAGGUCAGUGUCAUAGUACACAUACAUGCAAGGCAACUCUAGAUCCCAUGUGGAAUCAACAUUAUGAUCUAUACAUUGGAAAAGAUGAUGGUAUUACUAUAUCAGUUUGGAAUCAUAAAAAAAUUCAUAAAAAAAAAGGUGGAGGAUUUUUAGGAUGUGUACGAAUAUUAUCCAAUACAAUUCAAAGACUCAAGGAUACAGGAUAUCAACGAUUAGAUCUUUGCAAAGCACAUUCAGAUGACACAGAUGUAGUUAAAGGAGAAGUUGUAGUAUCUCUUUUAUCACGAGAUGGUCAUAAUGGUGCUGUGAGUAAUACAGUGGGUCAUAAUGCAGUUGUUGAUGUUCUUGGAGAUCUGAGCUGUCCAACUGAUUUACCAGAUGGAUGGGAAGAAAGAAGAACUCGAAGUGGUCGACUUUAUUAUGUUAACCAUUAUACCAGAACUACACAAUGGAUUCGUCCAAAUGCACGACCUACUAAUGGUAUAAUACCAACUACACCUGAACCACCACCAUUACCUUCUUCUGAACCUACUUCUCCCAGUGGCAGUGGAAGUCCUCCUAAUUUAAGAACUGAAAGUCCUACCAGAUGCACACCUGAAUGGAAUGGAGAUGGAACACCUAGUAGAACACCUAGUAGAGAUAGUUCUACUCCAAAUACUCCAAGAAAUACACCUACUCAACAGCAAAAUAGAAAUACACAACAAAAUCAACAUAAUACAAGAAAUGUAACACCUGCUUCAUCAAGAGAACGAAGACCAAUUAGAGCAAGUGAUGAACAAAAUGGUAAUCAAAAUGGAAAUGUUAGAUCAGAUCGUAGUAUUAACAAUGCUCAACCACGAAGGCCUAAUCGAAGUAAUAGAAAUAGAAAUAGUGUAAUGAUUAAUAAUGAAAGGAGAUAUGAUCCUCCACAACCACCAGAUUUACCAAGAGGUUAUGAAAUGAGAAAAACACAACAAGGUCAAGUGUAUUUUUAUCAUGUGCCAACGGGAUCAUCUACGUGGCACGAUCCUAGAAUACCUCGUGAUUUACCAGCAAAUGAAUUAGCAAAUGAACUUGGGCCAUUACCGAGCGGAUGGGAAAUGCGACAGACCCAAAGUGGUCGUGUUUAUUUUGUAGAUCAUAAUAAUAGAACUACACAAUUUACUGAUCCAAGAUUAUCCAGUCAAAUCAUAAGCAAUUUAUUAAAUAGACGACAAAAUAGUACUAAUCAAACAACGAGUAAUUCAAAUAAUUCGGCAACUAUAAAUGAAUCUACAGAAAUAGAGACACCUGCAUCUCCAAGUAUUCAAUGCAAUAUUGUUCAGCAAAGAUCGAGAACAGAGAAUGGAAGUAAUAAUAACUCUCCAACAUUGGAAAAUACGGCUCAAAAUGCUCAAACUGUAUCAGAAUUACCAAAGGAACUAAUGGAUAAUGAACUUUUGCCGAAAUAUAAACGAGAUCUAGUGGCAAAAUUAAAAUGUUUGAGAGCAGAAUUAAAUGCUCUUCAACCUCAAAGUGGACAUUGUAGACUUGAGGUAUCAAGAAAUGAAAUAUUUGAAGAGUCAUAUAGAUUAAUAAUGAAAAUGCGACCAAAAGACAUGCGAAAAAGACUUAUGGUAAAAUUUCGAGGUGAAGAAGGUCUCGAUUAUGGUGGAGUAGCUAGAGAAUGGCUAUAUUUAUUAUCACACGAAAUGUUAAAUCCACAAUAUGGACUUUUCCAAUAUUCAAGAGAUGAUAAUUAUACACUUCAAAUUAAUCCAGAUUCAGGAAUAAAUCCAGAACAUUUAUCAUAUUUCCAUUUUGCUGGCAGAAUUAUAGGAAUUGCUGUUUUUCAUGGUCAUCAUAUAGACGGAGGUUUUACAACUCCAUUUUAUAAAAUGUUGCUUAAUAAAGCAAUUACUCUUACUGAUAUAGAAGGAGUUGAUCCAGAAUUACAUAGAAGUCUUACAUGGAUGUUAGAAAAUAGUAUAGAUGGAGUAUUAGAUGCUACGUUUUCAGUAGAACAUAGUAGUUUUGGAGUGUUGAAAAAUCAUGAACUUAAGCCAGGUGGUAAAGACAUUCCUGUAACUGAGGAAAAUAAAAAAGAAUAUGUUCGUUUAUAUGUAAACUAUCGUUUUAUGCGAGGAAUUGAACAACAAUUCCUGGCAUUACAAAAAGGAUUCCAUGAAUUAAUUCCACCUCAACUAUUAAGACCUUUUGAUGAAAGAGAAUUAGAAUUGGUCAUUGGUGGUUUAGGAACUAUCGAUAUUAAUGAUUGGAAGAUGCAUACACGAUUGAAACAUUGUACACCUGAUACACCAGUAGUAAAAUGGUUUUGGCAAAUAGUGGAAUCUUAUGGAGAAGAAAUGCGAGCUCGAUUACUCCAAUUUGUUACUGGAAGUUCUCGAGUUCCUUUGCAAGGUUUCAAAGCUUUACAAGGAUCUACAGGAGCCGCUGGUCCACGAUUAUUUACAAUUCAUGCUGUUGAUGCGCCAAGUGAAAACUUACCAAAAGCGCAUACCUGUUUCAAUAGAAUAGAUAUUCCAGAAAGUUAUCCAAGUUAUCAAAAAAUGCUUGAUAAACUUACACAAGCAGUUGAAGAAACUUGUGGUUUCGCUGUUGAAUAGGAAAUAUUUGUCGACAAAUUCUACUGUCGUUAAAUUAAAAAUAAACUUUUGAAGUACCAAGAGAUGUUAUGUAUGAGGAUAUGCAAAGAGUUAGUAUUAUAGAAUGAAAAUGUUAAUACGUAAAAUGUCAGAAAUAAUCUGACAAUGUUUUGUACAAAUGAUAAAAUGGCCUUGAUGGUUAUAAUGACUUCUAAGUGAUUGUCGAUUGGUACAUUAUGUGAACACUCUUGUGAUUUACACACUUCGUCCAUGAAGAUUUUAAUGAAUGGUUCCUCAGAAGUUUUGAUUAUAUUGGUCUUUAACUAUUUAUUAUUCAAUGACUGAUAGAGAUGUGCAAAAAUUAUAAUUUCAUUGAGGUAAAUAUUGAUUGGCCUAAACUUUUAUUUUAUUUAUAUUAAUCGCAUUUUCCAUCUUAACUUUACAAUCAAUAAUUUACUUAUUAUUUAAGAUCAUCAUCAAAGAAUUAACUUUAUUAUUUUCGAUAAAAAAUAUAAAAAUCAUGCAUGCACAAAUAUGUAUGGAAAAUGAAUUCUUUCAUAUAAUGAAAAACAUUGUUCAAUCAAAAUAUAUUCAUGUUAAUAUUUUAUAUUAAAUAAAAA